AUGAGUUCUCUUGAAGCUGACGAACCAUAUAAGACAGAUAUGAUUGAAAUAAAAGCCAAUUAUGAAAGAUUAUUGUCAGCAACUAUAAAUCUUCAAGAGUACCCAGAGAAAACUUCUAUUUUUGUCAUCAACCAAGUUCGCGAAUGAAAACAAGGCGUCAUACGAGCUCUUCUGCAGACCAUUAUCAAGCUAGAAAAAGAAAGCUUUUUGAGCAUGGAAACUGAAUUUGCACUAUCAGACGAUAUUGAUGUCCAAAAAAUACUGAAACAAUUGAUACCAUUGAAUAAUGAUGAACCUUAUGGUGUUUACUUUUUUGUUGAAGAGACUAAAAGGAUAGUUUUUAGAUCAUGCACAUAUCUACCCACACUUGACCAUUUAAAAGAAAUUGUUACGCAUUUGCUCCCGACCCAUUCAAAUGCAGGUGAAAAAUUUGUUGAUUUUUACUUACUCCCCCCCCCCCCCUCCGUGAGCGCGAACAAAACCAUUAGAAAAAUCGCCAUUUUUUGACCAAAAACCCACCCUCCGUGAGUGAACAAAAAUUUUUUUAAUAGAAAAAAUUUUAAUGGAAAAAAAUUUUGAUAUAUAAGUGAUAAUUAGUAUAAUGAAAUCUAGAGCUAAUUCUGUUUAAUUUUAAACAAAUUGCGUUUUAAAACAUAAAUUUUGCAAAUUAAAUUAAUAUUUGCUUCCCAAUUUUUGCAAAUUAGGAUUUUUUUAAAUUUCGAAAAAAAUAUUGUUUAUAAAAUUUAUAUAUAAAUUUUUUUUUAAAAAAAAAAAAUUAACCCCCCUCCGUGAGCGAACAAAAUUUUUUUGUUCGCUCACGGAGGGGGGGGGGGGGGUUACUUUUUUCUGAUUAAAAAUUAAAAAUUUAUGUAUGAGAAAUUAUAAUCCGUUGGUAAAAAUUUCUUAUCGGGCAUGAUCGAACCAGAGGUUGUUAUAAAUCUUAAAAAAAACGAUUAAUUUUUUAAGUCUAGAAUCUGAUAAUUCUGAUAAAAAUAAACACACUGUUGGUAUGUAGACUGAAGCAAUAAAGCUGAUCGAUGACUAGAGAGUUCAGGUAAAUAAUGCUCGAUGUGCUGCAAGAGUGCAUAGAGACUCGCUUUAUCGUGGUUUCCGAUAGCCUGAGAUAGAGAAACCUGCCUUAUACUUACCUCUUGAUAGCUCAUAUUUUAAUUAAUGGAAAAUAUUCACACAUGGCCAUUAUUUUGGCACGCCAUAUUAUUAUUAAUAUUUGAUUAAAAUUAUUAUUCGCAAGAUAUUUGUGGAUGCUAGUUUUCUAUGUCUUUAAAUUUUGUGUUUUGAAUUUGAGCAUUUUUUUAAAAAUAAUGUAAUAUUUUUUGUUCGCCAUCUUUAAUUUGAAGCUAUAUCUAAAAUUUAAAAACACUAAGAACUUUUUUCGCAGCAGCACAUUUCUUUUAAUAAUUUAAAUAUAAGCUCACCUUAUAUAGAUCUUUAAUUUCCGCGUUUUGGAUUUGAGCACAAAUUUAAAAAUAGCAUACUUAUUAACUUUUAUUUUCGCCAUCUUUAAUUUGAAGCUAUAUCUUAAAAAAUUUAAAUUUUAAAAGAAAUUAUACUUGCAAAAUCCAUUAUAUAAUACAUAGAUUCAAAAAUUCAAGCCAUUUUAUAUUUUGGGUGUGCCAAAAUAAUGGCUAUGUGUGAUUAUUUUCCAUUAAUUAAAAUAUAAAAAUAUCAGGAGGGUACUUAUAAGGCAAGUUUCUUGAUCUCAAGCUAUCGGAAACCACGAUAAAGCGAGUCUCUAUGCACUCUUGCAGCACAUCGAGCAUUAUUUACCUGAACUCUCUAGUCAUCGAUUAGUUUUCUUGCUUCAGCCUACAUGCCAACAGCGCUCUUAUUUUAUCUGAAUUAUUAGAUUCUAGACUUAAAAAAUUAAUCUUUCUUUUUAAGACUUAUUGCAACCUCUGGUUCGAUCAUGGCCGAUAAGAAAUUUUACCAACGGAUUAUAGAAUAUUUAAUAUAUAGAAAAUAUUAAUUAGACGGGAUAGCUUAA
Molecule: messenger RNA, 2005 nt
Organism: Blepharisma stoltei
Lineage: Eukaryota; Ciliophora; Heterotrichea; Heterotrichida; Blepharismidae
Source: the annotation of a GenBank genome assembly